Molecule: messenger RNA, 1194 nt
Organism: Prunus avium (sweet cherry)
Lineage: Eukaryota; Viridiplantae; Streptophyta; Magnoliopsida; Rosales; Rosaceae
Gene: CBP20
Product: CAP-binding protein 20
Biological process (GO): mRNA cis splicing, via spliceosome
Cellular component (GO): nuclear cap binding complex
Molecular function (GO): RNA cap binding
Source: RefSeq, a predicted model, not a curated record
AAGCUGAAAGUUGAAAAAUACGCUUCGAAACCACUCUCGCUCGCUCCGAAAGAAAAACAAAAACCCCAUUCUCGCUUCCACCGGGGCCAAAGCUGCCUCCCUGAUUUGAUAAAACUCAGGAAAUUAUUUUCCAACUUUUACUUCAUUGAUUUGCCUUCAGUUGCAGACGGUGAUGGCUUCUUUAUUCAAGGAUCAAUCGAAGCUUUCACAAUAUCGGGAUAGAAGAUUUCCUGGAUCACAGGAGGAAUUUGAACAAGCACUCCUGGCAUCAACGACUGUUUAUAUUGGGAAUAUGUCAUUCUACACAACAGAAGAGCAAGUUUAUGAGCUUUUUUCUCGUGCUGGAGAGAUUAAGAAGAUAAUUAUGGGCUUGGAUAAAAAUACCAAAACGCCUUGUGGUUUUUGUUUUGUCCUAUACUACUCUCGAGAGGACACUGAAGAUGCUGUAAAAUAUAUUAGCGGGACUAUUCUUGAUGAUCGUCCUAUUCGUGUGGAUUUUGAUUGGGGAUUCCAAGAAGGAAGGCAAUGGGGUCGAGGGCGAAGUGGUGGACAGGUGCGCGAUGAAUAUCGUACUGAUUAUGAUCCUGGCAGAGGUGGAUAUGGUAAAUUAGUUCAACGAGAGUUAGAAGCUCAGAGAACGCUAGUAGAUUAUGGUACUGGAUCUUUGGGCACUUUCCCUCCAGUCAUGCCACCUCACUAUGGUAGACAUGGUGGAGGCCAUAAUCAUGGGGGUACUCAUCGGCCUGGUAGAGGUGACUAUCAUCGGAAACGACAUCGAGAUGAUGACCACCACUCAUAUGAGAGCUCAAAGAGAAACUCGGAUUAUGAAUCCCGAAAGAACUCUGAUCACGAAUCUAGACCGGAGAAAAAUCCAAGGUUUCGUGAGAGUGGCGACUCAGAUGAUGAAGAAGAUGAGCAAAAGCGACAAUCUUGAUCACAUUCUCACUGCUGGGCAUUGACUGAUACUUCAGGGCAUUUCUGCAAUCGGAUAGAAAGCAAUGGUGUCCAAAUUUGAAUGUGGACUGAAUUGUGCCGUAGACAACUUGAAGACGUCAUUUUCUUUACUCUCAUUUUAUUUCUUGAAGGCUUAGUUUCUGCACCUAGUCCUGCACAGGAGAUUGAUCAGCUACAUAUGUUCAAAAUGAAGUAUUUUAACAUCAUAUUGUUAAUUGUAUGGGAAAAGAAUUAGUGCAU